Psilocybe cubensis is the source of this 396-nucleotide messenger RNA. RefSeq lists its product as uncharacterized. The record is from RefSeq and is a predicted model, not a curated record. The transcript is spliced from 3 exons. Bases 1 to 396 code for a protein of 131 amino acids. NCBI's taxonomy places the organism in Eukaryota, Fungi, Basidiomycota, Agaricomycetes, Agaricales, Agrocybaceae.
AUGCUCAGAAUAAGUUUCACCAGAAUUCUCGUUGUGGCCACCACAGCGUUUUACGUCCAUGGGUACCCCAGUGAGCCUAUAUUCGACAAGACGGCUCGCUCGACCCUCGAAGCAGCAGCCGCACUCGCCGACGGAAACCUCUUUGUAUGCAUCAACCCAAAUUUUGGAGAGCCCUGCACCGUCUUCCCAUUCACCGUCGGACAAUGCAUCAAUUUCCCUGCGCCUUUCAAUGACGCGAUAUCGAGUGUCGCUCCAGACCCCGGAUUUAUCUGCACAUUAUUUGUGAACCCGAAUUGCCAGGGUGCGAGUAUCGCUGUUACAGCGCCUGGAAUUAGCGAUUUGACGGGGACUCCGUUCAACGAUAAUCUAUCGUCGUUCAGGUGCUUCCGCCUGUAG